AAAGAUCCAAUUGACUCAAGCGACUACCUCCUCCAUUAUUUGUCGACUGUAGAACCCACCGCUGCGAGGACUAAUAUAUCUAUUUCGAGAAAUGGAUAAAGAGUCUGUAUAACCCGCCUACAACUGGCGCGUCGCAAACACCCGUCUUCACGUCUCAAUGCUCGAACCAGCACCACCAUGACUCAGCCAAACUCACCAGCGCAACCUCCACCUGGCUUCAUGAUCAAAGACUACUCUGCCUUCCCACCAAAGAUCCGCCUCUCCAUCGCCGACAAAGUAGCCAAACUCGAAAGAAAAGUCUUCCCAGCAAUCGAGCACUUCAACUACGACGUAGAACUCAAGAAAAAGAACACCGGACUAAUGUUAAUCUUCAAAGAAGACGACGCUGACAAGUUGAUCGGAUAUCUCGUCUACCAGCGAAAGAAGAGAUUGUCUUGGCUGCACAAACUCUGUGUCGUCGAGCAAGAAAGAGGGAGAGGGCUUGGUAGAGCUCUGAUACAUUGUUUUCGUCAUCAGAUGGAGAAGGGGGGCUGCAGUACGGUCUUUCUGUGGGUAGACGAGAGUCGUGCUCCUGCUAGAGCUCUUUACACGUCGUGUGGGUUUCAGCAGGCGGAAUGCCGGCCUGAUUACUAUGGACCGGGACGAACGGCUCUGAAGCUUGAGCUGUCACUCGACGACUGAAUAACCGAAAACCUGGACGUAGAGUAGAAGAGGCUGUCUCUACUUCAGUUGUAGCGAAGGUGAAUACUAUCAUCGAGAUGGAAUGCAUGGCCGAAUAUUCAUUGAAGAAUUAGGACAUCAACGUCCUUUCAUCCAUUUCACUAUUCUGACAUGCAAAACUCCAGAAAA
Molecule: messenger RNA, 849 nt
Organism: Alternaria rosae
Lineage: Eukaryota; Fungi; Ascomycota; Dothideomycetes; Pleosporales; Pleosporaceae
Product: acyl-CoA N-acyltransferase
Exons: 1
Coding region: 178-681 (167 amino acids)
Molecular function (GO): acyltransferase activity, transferring groups other than amino-acyl groups
Source: RefSeq, a predicted model, not a curated record